This is a messenger RNA of Eurytemora carolleeae, 1175 nucleotides long. RefSeq lists its product as uncharacterized. NCBI's taxonomy places the organism in Eukaryota, Metazoa, Arthropoda, Copepoda, Calanoida, Temoridae. Bases 16 to 1023 code for a protein of 335 amino acids. The record is from RefSeq and is a predicted model, not a curated record. The transcript has 12 exons.
UUAUUUCAGAAAACAAUGGAAGUUAAUGACAAGGCUAAAGAAGAAAAAGAAGUUGUAGAUGAAGGAAGAAGAAAACAGAAAGAAGAAGCAGAACGAGCAGAAGAGAGAAGAGAGGAAGAAAAUAGGAUGAAGAAUGAGAAUAAUGAUAAUGAAAAUAACGACAUAGAUGAAGAAAUUAUUGUCCUCCAACAAGAUAUUAUCUAUCGUGCUGAACAUGAGAUAAAUACGAGAGACAGGCAGAGGAGAACUGGGUCAAGCAAAUUUGACGAAGAAUUGAAAAUAAAACUAAACAUUAACUUGGGAGAUUCCGACGAAAGAGAAAACUAUUUUCAAGAUGAGCUCAACUUUGAUAAACACAAGGAUGUGAGUCGACAAACCAGCAAAGGGUCCAUUAAUGAUAAAUCCAGAGGAAGAAAUAAAAAGUUUUCAAUAACCUCCACACAUUCAGCUUUAUCCGCAGCAUCCUCGUACAGUGAUAGUCCUUACAUUCAUCUUAUGCAUGAUACUUUAGACAGGGGACUAUCCACCCUGUCCUCUGAUGGGUCUGGGUUUAAGAGAAAGAUCUCCGAGGGUCCUGCUGCAUUUCAUGAAAUAGAAACAGAGUUUACUCUGAGUGAUCUCGAGUUAGAUGAGAGACCACCACUUCCACCUCCUGUCAAGGAGAAGACAGCUCCUGCCAAACCAAUUAGAACCUCAAGACCAGGGAAAUUCAGGGGAAAACAAGGAGGAAGCAAGGUGUUUGAAGAUUAUGAGAAAGUGAUCAAGAAUAGAACACAACACUCUCUAGAAUUAGAGCAGGAUUUGUACACUGUUCAAGAAACUGAAUCAAGGAACAAGUUUGCAAAUACAGCAAUACCUAGUCCUACUAGUAGACAAGUAGGGAUUCAGUACCUAUCCAGCGAACAAGAUAAUGCCCCAUUUGUCCGGCAGUCUCCAGGCCGAUCAACCUUCUGUACGUCACAGAUAAAAGAAAGCAGGGAGUCUCAGCACCUAUUAGGGCCUAAAAGCCCCUGGAAAUCAUAGGAAAGAAGAUUGGCAAGCCCCACUAGUCCCCAACUCCUGCGUACUCUGAAAACUUUACUGAAUAAUUCUUUGUCGAAUAUAUGUUUUUUUUUUGUCAACAAUUUCAGACAAAAAAGUCCUUAUCAAGUUGAAAAGGAUUUUUGAAUGACAUG